CCCUAUACCUAUUGUAAUUUGUAGGUUUAUCAUCCUCUGCUGUCCCAUCAAAGCUCGACGUGAACCAACUCGGCGGGGAUUCUUCCGACGAAAGAAUAUUUCACGCUUGCUUCGUGAAACUGCUGAUUGAUUGCUCAACACCUUUACUCUUACUCUCCCAUGUCUCCUCAAAUCUAAACAUCAAUAAAUUCCAUUCACAAAUCAACUUAUUGAGUUAAUACCCAUCUCAGUAUCUCACCUCCGUAACCCUUCCACUCUCUCUCCUCUCCUCCUUUUCCACUUCUUCCAUCUUCAGUUUUUGAAACAAUAGGAUCAGCCAUGUGUCAAAGAAAGAACUAUAGCUCGUUAUACAUUUUGGUGGGUUUGACAAGAUUGUUUAGUUUAAUCCUCAAUUUUAUGAUUACUAAAGAGGGUCAAUAACAUGAGAAAACCUCGAAACGAUGCAACGCUAUUAUGUACAAUUAGAAAGAAUUCUACACUGUCCAUUUCGUUUGGGAAUCCAUUGGAGGAGACCCAUGUGUUAUCAUACGCCGAACUAUUAUGGUGCUCAGUGUCCUGACCUUCGUGUUUGGAACAAGCACAUAACUCAGCUGAUCCGAAAUGGUCGGUUUAGUGAAGCAAGAUCACUGUUUGAUAGGAUGUCUGUAAGGAACACCAUAACAUGGAAUUCGAUGAUGAGUGGAUAUGUUAAGGAUGGAGAGAUUUGGAAAGCUCGUAGGUUGUUUGAUGAAAUGCCAGAUAAUGUUAGAGAUGUGGUCUCGUGGAACUUGAUGAUAUCAGGUUAUGUUUCUCGGCGUGGGGCUGGGAUGAGAUAUGUUGAGGAAGGUAAGCGUUUGUUUGAUCAGAUGCCUAAGAGAGAUUUAGUUUCUUGGAACACUAUGAUUAGUGGUUAUGCUCGAGUUGGGAGAAUGGAUGAUGCUCUAUGCCUUUUUAAAACGAUGAGUGCAAGGGAUGUUAUUACUUGGAAUGCAAUGGUGACCGGCUUUCUACAGAAUGGUGAUGCUGAUAGAGCUAUUGAGUGGUUUAGGAAAAUGCCCAAAAGGGAUGCCUCUUCUUUAAGUGCACUUAUAUCAGGGUUAAUUCGGAUUGAUGAGUGGGAUAAGGCAAAGGAAAUCUUGCUUGAAUGUGGAAAAGAAGUUGAAAAUGAGAAGCAAGAUCUUGUCCAAGCUUAUAAUACUUUGAUUGCAGGAUAUGGGCAAAAGGGAAGAGUUGAUGAAGCUCGAAGUCUUUUUGAUCAAAUGUCAUAUUGCCCAUAUGGAAGUGUCAGAGGAAAAAUUGGAGUUGAGAGGAAUGUAGUGUCAUGGAAUGCUAUGAUUAUGUCUUAUAUUAAAGUGGGUGAUGUCAUAUCUGCCAGAGAACUUUUUAAUCAAAUGGUAGAUCGAGAUACAUUUUCUUGGAAUACAAUGAUUAGUGGUUAUGUUCAAACUUCGGAUAUGGAGCAAGCAGCACAACUCUUUUCACAAAUGCCAAACCCUGAUAUAAUGUCAUGGAAUAUGAUGGUGUCCGGAUAUGCUCAAAGUGGGAACUUGGAUUCUGCUCUUGAUUUCUUCAACAGGACACCACAGAGAAAUCUGGUCUCAUGGAACUCUGUAAUUGCGGGAUGUGAUAAGAAUGGAGACUAUGAAGGAGCAAUCAAGUUGUUCAUACAAAUGCAGAUUGAGGAGGUGAAGCCGGAUAGGCACACACUAUCAUCAAUUCUUAGUGUCUGUACUGGAGUUUCAGCCCUGCAUUUGGGUAGGCAAAUUCAUCAAUUGAUUACUAAAACACUUAUUGCAGAUAUACCUAUCAAUAAUUCACUGGUUACAAUGUACUCAAUGUGUGGAGCAAUAACUGAGGCAAGAUUCAUGUUUGAUGAGAUGGGGCUGCAGAAGGAUGUAAUCUCUUGGAAUGCAAUUAUAGGUGGAUAUGCAUCUCAUGGAUAUGCAGCAAAAGCUUUAGAGAUUUUUGAAGAAAUGAAAAGGAUCAAAGUGCAGCCCACAGUUAUCACAUUUGUUUCAGUCCUGAACGCUUGUGCCCAUGCUGGCUUACUGAAAGAGGCUCGCAAUUAUUUUAAAUCCAUGCUUCCGGAUUUUGGGAUUCAACCCGGGAGCGAACAUUAUGCUGUACUGGUAGACAUUGUGGGUCGUCAUGGCCACCUUCAAGAAGCCUUGGAUUUAGUCUAUAACAUGCCUCACAAGCCUAAUAAAGCCAUAUGGGGUGCUCUGCUUGGAGCUUGCAGGAUACAUAACAAUGUAGAGCUGGCUCAAGUUGCUUCAGAAGCUUUAUCAAAGCUUGAACCAGAAAGCUCAGCACCCUAUGUACUGCUCCACAACAUGUUUGUCGACGUGGAGCAAUGGGAGGACGCGAAAAACAUCAGAAAUGCGAUGAAUAUAAACAAUAUUAGAAAGGGACGAGGAUCUAGUUGGUUAGAGCGUGUAACAUCUGAAGAAUGUUGCUACUAACUGUGGAGAAUCUAGGAACUGAAUUUCGAUUUUAUAUGCAGUACCGGUUUUGAGUUGUUGCUGUAAAGUGUAAGUAAUGCAGGUCGUCAAGAUGGUGAUGGCUUUAUUUCAGGAGGCAUAAUGUUAUAGACCAUUUUAUGUGAUAUAGGUGUCAAAGAGUUUUAGAAUUUCUCACUUAUGGUGCAAAAUGAUUGCAGCUUAAUAGAUAGUCCUUGUCACCUUGUAUGUGAAACAAUGGGAAAAAUGAUUCUUCUCUCACGUAGUUUCUCUUGCUCCUUCUUUGAAACAAUUAAAACCAUGGUUUUUUUUUGUUACAUAUUCUUAACUGUAGAACAUCAAGUUUUAAUCUUUUCAGUUUCCCUGUAAACAUCAUGGAUAACAAUUCUAAAUUGAGUUCUAUUUUAGAGGAUGUAGAUAAAACAAGAAGUAUAACUUAAACAUUUUGGACAACCCAAAUCAUGUAGUAAAUACCAAAAUAAAGACCAUGUGUUCUAACAAA
Messenger RNA from Beta vulgaris subsp. vulgaris (sugar beet), 2940 nucleotides. Its product is annotated as pentatricopeptide repeat-containing protein At1g62260, mitochondrial. The transcript has 2 exons. Gene Ontology annotation, biological process: RNA modification. The record is from RefSeq and is a predicted model, not a curated record. NCBI's taxonomy places the organism in Eukaryota, Viridiplantae, Streptophyta, Magnoliopsida, Caryophyllales, Amaranthaceae. Gene Ontology annotation, molecular function: RNA binding; protein binding. The coding region runs from base 441 to 2441 and encodes 666 amino acids.